Molecule: messenger RNA, 2068 nt
Organism: Rhododendron vialii
Lineage: Eukaryota; Viridiplantae; Streptophyta; Magnoliopsida; Ericales; Ericaceae
Product: dynamin-related protein 4C-like
Exons: 1
Coding region: 1-2049 (682 amino acids)
Cellular component (GO): microtubule; membrane; cytoplasm
Molecular function (GO): GTPase activity; microtubule binding; GTP binding
Source: RefSeq, a predicted model, not a curated record
AUGGCAAGACAGGGCAGCAGCAGCAGAAAGCCCACUUGGUUAACAAAGAUGGUAAUCCAAGAGCCCCUAUCCAUGAACAGCCACUGUUACUUGUGGUUGAAGAACCAGAAGAAACACCCCCUCCCACUGAUGUUGUCCUUCAACGAGCGCAUCCGCCCUCUGCUUGACGCAGUCGACAGGCUGCGCCACCUCAAAGUGGCACAGGAAGGGAUCCAGCUCCCAACUAUAGUGGUGGUUGGUGACCAAUCAUCUGGAAAGUCGAGCGUGCUGGAGUCCCUAGCUGGUAUAAGUCUCCCCCGCGGCCAAGGAAUUUGCACAAGAGUUCCUUUGAUCAUGAGGCUUCAACAACACCUAAAUCCUCAACCGGAACUCCACUUGGAAUACCAUGGCAAAGUGGUCUCAACUGACGAAACCCAUAUCGCGGAAGCCAUUGUUUUAGCCACAGAUGAGAUCGCUGGCAGUGGGAAAGGGAUAUCGAACACCCCGUUAACUCUGGUUGUCAAAAAGAGAGGGGUACCAGAUCUUACUAUGGUGGAUCUCCCUGGGAUCACUAGGGUGCCUGUUCAUGGCCAACCUGAGGAUAUAUAUGAGCAGAUAUCUGAGAUUAUUAUGGAGUAUAUAAAACCAGAAGAGAGUAUAAUACUGAAUGUCUUGUCAGCUACUGUUGAUUUCCCAACUUGUGAAUCAAUAAGGAUGUCCCAGCGUGUUGACAAGACCGGUGAGAGGACUCUUGCUGUUGUUACUAAAGCUGAUAAAGCUCCUGAAGGUUUGCUUGAGAAGGUUACUGCUGAUGAUGUGAACAUAGGGCUCGGUUAUGUUUGCGUGAGGAACCGGAUUGGGGACGAGUCCUAUGAGCAAGCCCGUAUGGAAGAAGCCUUUCUGUUUCAAAAUCAUCCUUUGUUAUCAAGGAUUGAUGAGUCCAUAGUUGGGGUACCGGUUCUUGCCCAGAAGCUGGUGCAUAUACAGGCAAUGAUUAUCUCGAAAUGCUUACCAGAUAUUGUGCAAAAGAUCAACGACAAGCUUAGUUAUAACAUUGCAGAGUUGAACAAAAUGCCCCAAAAUCUAUCUACAGUUGCUGAAGCAAUGACGGUGUUUAUGAGGAUCAUUGGGUUUUCAAAAGAGUCUCUGAGGAAAAUCCUCUUGAGAGGCGAGUUUGAUGAAUACCCGGAUGUGAAAAAUAUGCAUUGCACUGCUCGGUUGGUUGAAAUGCUGAACGAGUAUUCUAUUGAGCUUCAAAAGAGUGCCGAAAAUAAGUCGACGGAGAACUUUCUCAUGGACGAGAUUAGGGUCCUAGAUGAAACUAAAGGAAUUGGGCUCCCUAACUUCCUCCCUCGCACUGCUUUCCUUGUGGUCCUCCAGAAAAAAGUCAAGGAGAUAUCGAAAACCCCGGUCAAUUUCAUAGCAGAAGUCUGGGGCUACAUUCAAACUGUGGUUGAAACUGUUUUCAUGGACCAUUGUGAGGAUUACCCACCACUCCAAUCAGCCACGAGGAGAGCGACCCAUAAUCUUGUAGCAAAGAUGAAACGUAAAUCUUUUGACAGAGUAAUGGAGACAGUAGAGAUGGAGAGGCUUGCGGAUUACACUUGUAGUCCAGAGUACAUGUCAGACUGGGGUAAGCUUAUGGCUCAACAGAAUGUGUUCAUGGAGGUCAUGAAUGAUCAUUCCAAGCCCACAAAGAUAAAGAUUGAAGGAUUUGGGGAGAUUGAAGUCGGGCAUCUUCGGGGUCUUUCAGAUGUUAGAGAGCAGGCGUUUGACAUGAAAAUGAGGAUCACUGCUUAUUGGAAGGUUGUCCUGAAAAGGUUCGUCGAUAGCAUGGCUCUUCACUUGCUGCUCAGUGUUCAGAAUUUGGUUAACCGUGACAUGGAAGAAGAGAUUGUCAGUGAGCUUAUGGGAUCUCAAGGGGGAGGUCCUGGUGUGUUACAAAGGAUGCUUGAAGAAUCUCCAUCUGCUGCGAGAAAGCGCGAGAGGCUGAACAGGAGUAUCAAGACGCUUAAGGAGUCUAAGGAGGUUGUGGCCCAGAUCAUGGAUAGGAUCACUAUUGAUGAUUAAAGCUCAAACUCUCUUUUUG